AUAGGCGACCGCUCCCUUUCAGUCCGAAGGAAAUGUACCGAGGGGUAGGUAUAAACGUGGUCAGUAUGGCCCCUAUCACAGCUAUGCAGUUCGGUGCCAUGCAGUUCUUCUCGGAUCUACUGAAAGCAAAGUAUGUGGAGCCAAAGUGGGCGAAUCAGUUCCCAGUUUAA
Sphaeroforma arctica JP610 is the source of this 170-nucleotide messenger RNA. RefSeq lists its product as hypothetical. The record is from RefSeq and is a predicted model, not a curated record. NCBI's taxonomy places the organism in Eukaryota, Ichthyosporea, Ichthyophonida. The transcript has a single exon. The annotation marks the transcript as partial.